Molecule: messenger RNA, 930 nt
Organism: Spea bombifrons (plains spadefoot toad)
Lineage: Eukaryota; Metazoa; Chordata; Amphibia; Anura; Pelobatidae
Product: enoyl-CoA hydratase, mitochondrial-like
Exons: 4
Coding region: 421-930 (169 amino acids)
Source: RefSeq, a predicted model, not a curated record
CAGAACUGCAUGUCCCGGGCGCCGGGUGCUACACCCCGAAUAUGGGCCACACCCCCACUUUAAAGACUUAAAGUAGGGGGAAAAAAGUGCGGCCUAUAUUCGGGCCAAUACGGUAUAUACACCUUGAUUCAUCCCAUCUAUGUUCCUAGCCACUGUAUACGCUAUCAGCCAUGCAAACGUAAGAAACACAGACCAUCAAAAGGACUAAUGAAUAAUAAUAUUAUUUUUAAGUUAUAUUUUUAUUUGUGACUUUUGUGGCUCCGAAAUGCGAGACCGAGAUCCAUAAACAAGAAGACGGGUCAUCUGUCGUUUUUGCUCCGUUAAGUUUCUUCAAGUGAAUGGCGUCGUUCUGUCCGUUUUCCUGUAUGGGAAGGUAUAAUCAGGAAAGGAAGCCGCGUGACCGCGAGAUAAUGACGCGUGAUGACGCUGUACGCUUUUCCUCUGCACGUACGAGAUGACGAGACGCCGGACAAACCCGGAAGUCCGGCCUAUGAGUACAUAUUGGUGGAGCACAAGGGCAAGAAAGAGAACGUGGGUCUCAUUCGGCUGAACCGUCCCAGGGCGCGGAACAUUUUCUGCGAUGCCAUGAUGACCGACCUGAACCAGGCCCUGGACGCUUUCGAAGAGGACCCGCAGGUCGGGGCCAUUGUGAUCGCAGGACGCAAGAAAGCCUUUUCAGGUGGAGCCGACAUCGAGGAGAUGCAGAACCGGACGUUCCAGGAAUGGUACAGCGGCGGCUUCCUCGCUCACUGGAACCGCGUCUCUUCUAUGAAGAAGCCCGUCAUCGCGGCUGUCAACGGAUACGUGGGCUCCAUCGCUGACCGCAGUACCUGUGAUCCGUCUGCAGGAGCGCAGAGGUCCUGGGAGAAGCUCACGAUUGCUUCCAGCAGCUCCAGCCGCACUGAAGGAAAGCACAGCUUCAAUAUUUAG